AUAUAAACAUCAUCAUCACCAUGCUUGUUCAGUUUCUGUGUUUUGUUUUGUUGUUUUAAAUCCAAAAUUAAAAUGUGACCUCCUUAAGUUGAAGAGUGAAAUUUCUUGCUGGAAUGAAGCGUGUUUCGUUGAAUGUGCUUUAUUUGUUCUUAGUCAUCUUCCCCUUAAUUUCAGCUUUAUCUCCUCCAAGUGGGUCGCCCAGACAUCCCAUAAAGUUUAUACUAGGGGAAGAGAAUUUAGGUGCAUGGAAGAAUGAAGUCUCGCAAGUAGCACAAGCACAAGGUUCAAGAACUGGGGGUACCCUUGUGCUUGCAGCAAACAGGACCAAUAGACCUGACUAUCUACGGCGAUUUCGACUUUACCGAGGAGGUUGGGACAUUGCAAAUCGGCAUUAUUGGGCCUCAGUGGGAUUCACUGGUGCAGCUGGUUUCAUCCUUGCUGUUCUGUGGUUUAUUUCGUUUGGCUUCGCACUUGUGAUUCAUCUAUGCUGUGGAUGGGGGAUUAACAUCAAGGAUAAAGGAUCAAACCAACAAAGAAUAUGUUUUAUGUUAUUGUUGUUAUUCACCUGUGUUGCAGCGACUGGAUGUAUUGUACUUUCUUUUGGGCAGGAUAAAUUCCAUAGUGAGGCCGUGGAUACCCUCCAUUAUGUAGUCAAUCAGUCUGACUACACAGUGCAAACUCUGAGAAAUGUCACACAGUAUCUUUCGCUUGCAAAAUCUAUCAAUGUGGCAGAGAUGCUUCUUCCAUCUGAUAUAAUGGAUGAUAUUGACAAUUUGAAUAUGGAUCUAAAUGCUGCAGCAGCUACACUCUCCCACAAGACAAAUGAAAAUUCUCAUAAAAUACAAAAAGUAUUCAAUGCUUUGCGUCUAGCUUUGAUAAUGAUAGCAGCAGUAAUGCUUCUCCUGGCUCUAAUUGGGUUAGUACUCUCUGUUCUUGGAUAUCAGCAUGCAAUCCUCGUAUUUGUUAUCAGCGGAUGGUUACUGGUGGCAACAACAUUCAUUCUGUGUGGAGUGUUUAUGAUCCUUAACAAUGCAAUUUGUGACACCUGCAUGGCCAUGGGGGAAUGGGUGGAGAAUCCACAUUCAGAAUCUGCUCUUAGCAAUAUCCUUCCAUGUGUUGAUCAGAGAACCACAAACAAGACACUUUUUCAGAGUAAACAAGUGGUUACGAAUAUUGUGAGUGUUGUGAAUCGGUUCAUAUAUAAUACUGCAGAUGCAAAUCCAUCACAAGGAACCAUCAAUUACUACAAUCAAUCUGGACCUGCAAUGCCACCUUUGUGCUACCCCUUUGAUUCUCAGUUUCGACAACGCAAGUGUACCACUCAAGAAGUUUCCUCUGCCAAUGCUUCAUCGGUUUGGAAGAAGUACGUAUGCGAGAUAUCUGAAUAUGGUAUAUGCACCACUGUUGGGAGAGUGACCCCAGAGAUUUACUUGGAGUUAGUAGCAGCAGUUAACGAAAGCUAUGCUUUUGAGCAUUAUACUCCACUUUUACUUAGCCUUCAGAACUGCAAUUUUGUCAGAGAAACAUUCAAAGAAAUUACUACACGUCACUGUCCUCCAUUAAACCAUUAUCUUAAGGUUAUCAACGUAGGAUUUGGCCUAAUUUCAAUUGGUGUCUUGCUUUGUCUUGUUCUCUGGAUACUCUAUGCAAACCGCCCCAAAAGGGAGGAAGCGUUUGUUAAGCUCAACUUAGCUCAAAAACUAAAGAACAGGUUUAGCAAGAACCCCAACAAAAUUUCGUCUUUCUCAAUCACAGCAACUGAAGUAUAGAAUGUGAAAUGGAAAAUUAAUUGGAAAAAAUAAAACAAAAAAAAGUAUGUUAGUAGUGUUUUUCACUGGAGGGUGAAGAAGUAAAGCUACAUUGGAGUUAGAAGACAAUAGCCAAACUUAGUGUGAUAUAUACAAAUUUAUUCAUAAAAGGAAGAAAUUAAUUUUGAAUUGCUGAUUUAGUAUGAUA
Messenger RNA from Abrus precatorius (Indian licorice), 1956 nucleotides. RefSeq lists its product as uncharacterized. The record is from RefSeq and is a predicted model, not a curated record. The transcript is spliced from 9 exons. Lineage: Eukaryota; Viridiplantae; Streptophyta; Magnoliopsida; Fabales; Fabaceae. Gene Ontology annotation, cellular component: membrane. Bases 114 to 1769 code for a protein of 551 amino acids.